UAAGCCUCACGGCUUAAUGGCACAUCCCUCACAACUAGGAUUCCAAGACGCGGCCUCGCCUGUAAUAGAAGAACUUCUACAUUUCCACGACCAUGCUCUAAUAAUUGUAUUCCUAAUUAGCACCUUGGUCUUAUAUAUUAUUGUUGUAAUGGUUUCUACAAAACUUACUAAUAAAUACAUCUUAGACUCCCAAGAAAUCGAAAUCGUUUGAACAAUUCUCCCAGCAGUAAUUCUAGUGUUAAUUGCACUUCCUUCUCUCCGAAUCCUGUACCUAAUAGAUGAAGUCAACGACCCCCAUCUAACAGUAAAAGCCAUAGGCCAUCAAUGAUACUGGAGCUACGAAUAUACAGACUAUGAAGAUCUAGCCUUCGACUCAUAUAUGGUACCAACCCAAGACCUGGCUCCAGGACAAUUUCGCCUGCUCGAAACAGACCAUCGCAUGGUAAUCCCAAUAGAAUCACCAGUCCGAGUGCUAGUAUCAGCCGAAGAUGUAAUUCACUCUUGAGCCGUCCCUGCCCUAGGCGUUAAGAUAGAUGCUAUCCCAGGACGCCUAAACCAAACAGCCUUUAUUGCCUCUCGUCCCGGAGUAUUCUACGGACAAUGCUCUGAGAUCUGUGGAGCCAAUCACAGCUUUAUGCCAAUCGUAGUAGAAGCCGUCCCGCUAGAACACUUUGAAAACUGAUCCUCCCUUAUGCUUGAAGACGCCUCACUGGGAAGCUAAACUGGGAUUAGCGUUAGCCUUUUAAGCUAAAAAUUGGUGACUCCCAACCACCCCUAGUGAUAUGCCACAAUUAAAUCCAGCCCCUUGAUUCGCUAUUCUAGUAUUCUCAUGACUUGUCUUCCUGACAGUAAUUCCAAACAAAGUAUUAAACCACACCUUCCCAAAUGAACUAACAACCAUUGAUGCCCAAGACCUCAAAACGACAACCUGAAACUGACCAUGGCACUAAACCUGUUUGAUCAAUUUAUGAGCCCCUCAUACCUAGGUAUCCCCCUAAUUGCAAUCGCACUCACACUUCCAUGAAUUCUUGUUCCUUCGCCCUCAAAACGAUGACAAGACAACCGCCUAGUUACACUACAAAAUUGAUUUAUUAAAACUUUUACACAACAACUACUCACGCCCCUAAAUCCCGGAGGACACAAAUGAGCCCUUAUUUUAACAUCCCUAAUAAUUUUCCUCUUAACCCUUAACAUCCUUGGGCUCCUUCCUUAUACCUUCACCCCAACAACUCAACUUUCCCUAAACAUAGGCCUAGCCGUACCAUUCUGACUUGCCACAGUAAUUAUUGGACUACGAAACCAGCCCACUGCAGCCCUAGGACACCUUCUACCAGAAGGAACCCCCAUCCUACUUAUCCCUAUCCUAAUUAUUAUCGAAACUAUCAGCUUAUUUAUUCGACCUUUGGCCUUAGGAGUACGACUAACAGCUAAUCUAACAGCUGGUCAUCUAUUGAUUCAACUUAUCUCCACAGCAACCUUUGUACUAUUACCAAUAACAGCAACAGCAGCCAUCUUUACCGCCACUCUUCUAGCCCUUCUUACCCUACUAGAGGUAGCAGUAGCUAUAAUUCAAGCUUAUGUAUUUGUUCUACUACUAAGCCUUUACUUACAAGAAAACGUCUAAUGGCCCACCAAGCACACGCAUAUCACAUGGUUGACCCAAGUCCAUGGCCUCUAACAGGCGCAGUAGCUGCUCUCCUAAUGACAUCAGGCCUUGCUAUCUGAUUUCACUUCCACUCAACCACAUUAAUAACACUAGGUUUAAUUCUGCUACUACUCACAAUGUAUCAAUGAUGACGGGAUAUUAUCCGAGAAGGAACCUUCCAAGGACAUCAUACACCUCCGGUCCAAAAAGGCCUACGAUACGGAAUAAUCUUAUUUAUCACAUCUGAAGUCUUCUUCUUUCUUGGAUUCUUCUGAGCUUUCUACCACGCCAGCCUUGCCCCAACCCCAGAACUCGGAGGAUGCUGACCUCCAACAGGUAUUGUUACCUUAGACCCUUUCGAAGUCCCUCUACUUAAUACUGCGGUCCUACUAGCAUCAGGCGUAACAGUAACCUGGGCCCACCACAGCCUUAUAGAAGGAGGACGAAAACAAGCCAUCCAAUCUCUUACCCUAACCAUUCUCCUGGGAUUCUACUUCACUGCCCUCCAAGCCAUAGAAUACUAUGAAGCCCCUUUUACAAUUGCAGACGGCGUUUAUGGCUCAACAUUCUUUGUAGCAACAGGUUUCCACGGACUACACGUUAUUAUUGGCUCUACCUUCCUUGCAGUAUGCCUACUCCGACAAAUCCUAUUCCAUUUUACAUCAGAACAUCACUUUGGAUUUGAAGCAGCUGCCUGAUACUGACACUUCGUAGACGUCGUGUGACUAUUCCUAUACGUCUCCAUCUACUGAUGAGGAUCUUA
Trichomycterus rosablanca is the source of this 2408-nucleotide messenger RNA. Its product is annotated as cytochrome c oxidase subunit 2-like. Gene Ontology annotation, biological process: ATP synthesis coupled electron transport. The transcript has a single exon. NCBI's taxonomy places the organism in Eukaryota, Metazoa, Chordata, Actinopteri, Siluriformes, Trichomycteridae. The record is from RefSeq and is a predicted model, not a curated record. Gene Ontology annotation, cellular component: membrane. Gene Ontology annotation, molecular function: cytochrome-c oxidase activity; copper ion binding.